Pygocentrus nattereri (red-bellied piranha) is the source of this 2134-nucleotide messenger RNA. RefSeq names its product zinc finger (CCCH type), RNA-binding motif and serine/arginine rich 2 (gene zrsr2). The coding region runs from base 137 to 1999 and encodes 620 amino acids. NCBI's taxonomy places the organism in Eukaryota, Metazoa, Chordata, Actinopteri, Characiformes, Serrasalmidae. Gene Ontology annotation, cellular component: spliceosomal complex; U2AF complex. The record is from RefSeq and is a predicted model, not a curated record. Gene Ontology annotation, biological process: mRNA splicing, via spliceosome. The transcript is spliced from 11 exons. Gene Ontology annotation, molecular function: pre-mRNA 3'-splice site binding; metal ion binding.
AUGAACCGCCCACCCGUCAUCGAUGUGCAAAAUUUCCGAGCUAAGCUAACAGAGGGAUAUAGCUCCAUUUGUCUCUAUACAGGUCGUCUAUAAACUUGCGUCAGCGCCUAGCGAAACUCCCAAAAAAUGUGAUAAAAUGUUGUCAACCGAUUCAUGCCAUUUUUUGAACGAAACUUCUGCAAUUCAAUCCGUAGAGUCUGAAAUUGCGACGCUAACCCAGCCGCCUCAGGCUGCACCGCCGAGUGGAAAACAGCGACGGGCCUUGUUGAAGAGAGGCAGAAGAAAAAGAAAACGUCAAGCUCUUGCUAAACUCAGAUUGUCUGUUCAGUCUGGAAUUGAUCAAGACCAUGAUGAUGAUUAUGAUUGUGGUGAUGACAAGGAUGAAGAGGAAAGGCACCGUUUACACCAGGAAUGGCUGGAGAGGGAAAGGAUCGCUCAGGAGGAGUUCAGGCUAAAGCAAGAGAAAGAAGAGGUUGCUAGAAGGAGAAAGGAGGAAGAGGAGAAGAGAAUCAGGGAGGAAUGGGAGGAACAGCAAAGAAAGGAAAGAGAGGAGCGGGAGCAGAAGCAGCAGGAGAAGAGAGACAGAGAGGAAGCUGUACAGAAAAUGUUGGACCAAGCAGAAAGCCAGCUGGAAAAUGGAGGUUCCUGGAAAAACCCUGAUGCACCAGUGGAUUAUGGCACAGAAAAGGACAGGGCAAACUGUCCCUUCUUCCUUAAAACUGGAGCUUGCAGAUUUGGAGACAGGUGCUCUCGAAAGCACGAUCAUCCAAUUUCAAGCAGCACUUUGAUGGUCCGGAGCAUGUUUGUGACAUUUGGGAUGGAGCAGAGUAAGCGUGACGACUACGACACAGACGCUAGUUUAGAGUACAGUGAGGAAGAAGUAUACCAGCAGUUUGUGGACUUCUAUGAAGAUGUACUACCUGAGUUCAGGAAUGCUGGGAAAGUUGUGCAGUUCAAGGUGAGCUGCAACUUUGAGCCUCACUUGAGAGGAAACGUUUAUGUACAGUAUGACACGGAGGAUCAGUGCAAAGAAGCUUUUAUUAUGUUUAAUGGGCGGUGGUAUGCAGGAAGGCAACUACAGUGCGAGUUCUCUCCUGUGACCAGAUGGAAAACUGCAAUAUGUGGGCUUUUUGACAGACAGAAGUGUCCAAAGGGAAAACACUGCAACUUCCUCCAUGUAUUUCGGAACCCAAGUAAUGAAUUUUGGGAGGCGGACCGUGACCUCCAUUUGUCCCCUGAACGUGGUGGAGGCUUCACAGGAUGGCGUUCGGAUCGCAGGGACAAGGCGUCACAACGUAGCUACAGCCCUGAACAGUCUCACCGCAGACGAAGUGAAAGGAGGAGCCGCAGUCGUGGGAGGUACAGGAGGAGGAGUCGUAGCAGAAGCAGAGAGAGUCGGAGGUCCCAAUAUUCACUCAGACGGGGUCAAGGAUCCUUCAGUGAGCGAUACAGGAGAAGUAGAGAGAGAUGCAGGUCACGCAGCAGAGACAGGGGUCCCCAUUCACCCACAGAUUCAAGAAAGAGAUCUUCUAGGAGGUCAGAAUCAAGCAGCCCUGGACAAGAGUAUAAAAAUGGGUCCGUUAAAAGAAAGAGCAGGAAAAGUAUGAGCAAAAGCCCAAAUGGUUGUGAUGCUGCAGCUACUGAUGAAAUUACUUCCUCACAUCGCCAUAAACGCUCCAAAAAGAGCAAGAAAAAGAAGAAAAGCAAAAAGAAACAAAAGCGAAAGAGAAGCAGGUCCCACAGUGGAAGCUCGUCUGCUGGUUCUGGUAAAGAGACAGAUGAAGAUGAGGAUGAAGAGCCUCUACAGAACCAAGACAAACAGAGCACAGAAAUGCCUGGGGAUGACCGCAAAGUUGCUGUGCCCCUCACAGCACUCCAAGAAGAUAAUGCAGAUCACACAAGUAACUCCUGUCAGCUAGAAGAGGAAAACCUACCAACAACUGAUGUCCCAACUGCCGACGCUGAAACUGACACACUUGUUGGUGAUGAUUGUAUGUGAAAAGACAUGAAUUCAUUUCCAUGUUUUUUCUGCAGCAGUGACUAUUUAGUUACAAAGCCUUUGUGUCUUUGGGAUUAACACUGCUUUGCCUGUCUACAAAUGUGUAAAUAAAUGUUUAUUUUAUUAGAUUUCAAA